Heterobasidion irregulare TC 32-1 is the source of this 1053-nucleotide messenger RNA. RefSeq lists its product as uncharacterized. The coding region runs from base 1 to 1053 and encodes 350 amino acids. The transcript has 4 exons. Lineage: Eukaryota; Fungi; Basidiomycota; Agaricomycetes; Russulales; Bondarzewiaceae. The record is from RefSeq and is a predicted model, not a curated record.
AUGGAUCCACAGCAGACCAUCGGCCUGCUUGUGCUCGCAUCCUACUUCUUGCUGAUAUUUGUACUGUUAUAUAUUAUUUGCGCUUCUUUUUUACCUCUCAAUGUCCCCCGCAAUGGCCCCAAUUACCGUGCCUAUACCUUUACUGUGCUGACGCUGAGCUCUUUCGCUCACACUUGGUACUACAUGUUUGCGUUCAUGGGAUGGAGCUUUUCCAAUUAUGAGCGGCUGCACUCCGCGGAAGCAACGCAACCGAUGCUGGAGAGAGUAGGAAAUUGGCUAGCAAAUACAGGCUUGUUCGAGGAAGCGUGGGCUGUCGUAUGUUCAACUCCCCGGAAUUGGUGGUGGAGCGAACAGUUAUGCCUCUAUACUGUGGGUUUCUGGACUGUCUUUUUAUUGUCGGAAGGCCGCAGACGCAAAAUAAAACAUAUCUGGGCUUAUAUGAUGCUAGGGCAGGUCGUCGCCAUUUCCGUCGCAGCGAACUUGUUUUAUAUAGCGCUGGCCUUAUAUCCUGACCCAAAGCCAGAAGAGAAACUUACUCGGCGGCGAAACACUGUCCCUAUGAUUCUUUGGAGCAGCAUUCUGCUUUCCCUUUCCACUGUUUACCUCGUUCCCACGUCAAUCGAACAGGGAUACUUCCUCUCCAAUCUCCUCACGAUGCAUGUGCUUUUAGUUAUUCCACUCGCCUCUCCAGAUGCCUUGCUAUCCUCGGCCGUGCUUCGGAUGCGAGCACGGACUCUAUAUGGCUUGAUUGCACUGGCUUCCAUUCUUCCACGUAUUCGUACAGUUUCGACUGCUUUUGCCUCCUUGCCGGUUGAAGCUCGACAUGUGUCCGGUGCUGUGUCCGCCCUGUGGGAAACCUUACAUUCUCAUCCCGCUCAGUCCUCCAUUGGAUGGGAUGUGGUGUGGACGACCGCCUCAUUCUUUCUUUGGACCUUCUCCCCUCUGCAGAUGAUUAAGUAUCUGAUCCCCUGCGUUCUAGCUACCAGCGUGCCAUCAGCCGGUUUCAUCGCUCCAUUCGUUAUGUGGCGAAGCAGUCGUGCUGUUGAGCUCUGA